CAUCCUCGACCUGAUAAGCAACCCCAGCCUUCAUAAAACCAUAGUAUAUAGCAGUGCCUCUGAAGAGAUCGAAGAGAUAGGAAAGACUGCUACACCCCUCAUCUUGUUUCGUAUGAACUCGUCACGCCUCCACACCCAGUAGCCAUAGCCCGAACCACCACCAGCUGCAACAACACCGCAAGAUGCCGCCAGAAUUCAACCUCCAAGAAGAGGUCCAAUCCCUCUCCGACAUCUCCCUCUACCAGAUCGAUCAUGAGCUCGAUAUAGAGUCCAUGUCGGCUGGGGACAUGAACCGGGCGCUGGACGAGGCUGUCGAUCAGGUUACUCAAAGUACCGAGUGUAUCACCUUGCCAGAAGUCUUUGACGUAUAUCGGAGUCUGCUCAAACACGCCGAUCAAGUUCCCGGCCCGAUCCUCUCCAAACUCCUCGACUCUCUCUGCUCCUCCCUCACUUCGGAAUCCGAUCAGACCAUCCGAGACAUCGACCACCCGAACCCGGAGGACGACGCCGAGACGCAAGAACAGGUGUUUUUGAUGCACAGACGUCCGUUGGAGAUGUACGCGUUCUUACUCUUCUGGAUGGUCAAGGUCGGGGAGAGGUUGGGCGGGAGGAAAGAAAUGGGGGCGGAUGAGGGCGAGGUGGCAGAGGUUCCGGCCACUCGGGAUGGACGAGGCAAGAAAACGGCAGCGAAGAAGACCCCGAAAUCGACCUCGACAACAGCAGGCCGGGUAUGGAACUGGGCGGAUCAACUCCCCGUCGUCCUCCAGACCAUGUCCCGCGUGCUCAAGAUCCGGACGGAUCGGAUAUGGACGACUUCGGUUGAACGGGAAGCUUUCGUCGAGUGUUUUACCAAGUCAGUAUGGCAGAUCAGCGAGACGGAGAGCAGGUUGAAGAGUCAGGAGAUCAAGACGGGAAUCUACCGGGUCAUCUGUGUCGCUGUCAAAUCGCACGGGCACGCAUUUGGCGCCCAGACGACGAUCUUCCAAAACUUGAAUUACUUUGAGCAUCUGGCGGAACCCAUGGCCGAGCUAUUGACAGUCUUGGACGCCGAGUUCGACCAUACUCAGACCACGGAAGAGGUAUUAAGGGAGGUUGCCAACAAGCGGUUCCAACAAUCGGUCGAUGCCAAAGGCCCGAAAUCCUUCUCGCGCUUCCUCGUCAAACUCGCCGAACUUUCUCCCCGACUGGUUCAGAAACAGAUCAGUCUCCUGCUCGCGCAUCUCGAUAGCGAAGAAUAUACGAUGCGGAUGGCCAUCAUCGAGAUUAUCGGGAUACUCAUCCAGAACAUUCCGAUGAUGGGCGAGGGGGACGAAGAGGCCAAGAAGAAGCAGAUCAAGGGAUUCUUUGAGCUGCUCUUUGAGAGGUUUCUGGACAACAAUGGUUGGGUGAGAAGCAAGUUGUUGGCGACGUUGAUCAAGAUUUGCGAAGUUCGACAACCGUUCCCUAAAGAACGACUCAAGAUGCUCAACUACACCAUCCGCUCGCUAGAGGACAAGACCUCGAGCGUCCGAAAAGCGUCGAUCCAACUGUUGAAUACGCUCUUACAGACCCACAUCUAUGGGGCCAUCGAUGGAGGUCCUCUUAACAUCACCCUGAUCGAGGAGCGCUACGAGACGUUGUGCAAACGGCUCGAGGCUAUUGAACGCAAGGAGAUGGAGGUGGCUAGGCGGAAUGCUGGAUUGGACGAGGAUGAGGCGGAGAACAUGAAGAGUGGUCGGAGGCGGGAACGGACGGCCGCGACCGGCGAGGACGAGAUGCAGGUGGACGAGGCGGAACCGGUUGCCACGGUCCAAGAAGAGGCCGCGGAGGAACCUGCUCCUGCUGAAGAUCUUGUCGUCAGUGACGAGAUUGCUGAGCGGAUGCGCGCUACCCGCAAAAUCUACGCGGAAGCCCUGUACUUUGUUCAACAACUCGAGAACGCCGUACCAACACUGAAACAGCUAUUGACAUCCAAGAGCAAGGCCGAGGUCUUGGCUAGUAUGGAAUUCUUCCAGACGGCCCACCAUUACCAGCUGCACUUCGCCGAGGUUGGGAUCAAGACGAUGUUGCAUUUGAUCUGGAAUAAAGACAAUAAUAGCACCACUGAAGACGGGACCGAGCUCAAGGGGAUUCGGUCGCACGUCAUCGACGUCUACAAGCGGCUCUAUUUCGAAGUUUUGCCGGACCCCGCCAUGUCCGCACAACAGCAGAUCAGCAGGAUCACCAAGAACAUGAUUGAGCGGACAUACAAUGCCACCUUGGCCGAACUGACCUCGCUGGAAGAAUUGAUGAGGACCAUGAUGGCGGAGCACGAGUCUGAGGGUGUCCAUCCCGACGUGAUCAACAGGUUAUGGCACGUUUACAGCACGAACAAAGCCAUCGACAAGGCUCAGCGACGGGGCGCCAUUAUCAUUCUGGGAAUGCUCGCUAUUGCCAAGCGGGAGAUUGUGACCGAGCGAGUCGAUACGUUGUUGAAGAUUGGUCUGGGACCGCUAGGACAGGAGGACCUGGUGCUCGCACGAUACACGUGUAUUGCCCUUCAACGUCUCAGUGGAAGCGCCAAGAAGGUCAAGGGUUCGCUGAUCGACAAGACUUUGCGAAUCCCCAUGGACAGUCCCGUCUUCGAGCGCCUCGAGCGGACGAUCGAAGGCGAGAGCAAGUCGAGUCAAUGGUUCGCCAUGGCCGAGCAAGCGCUCAAUACGAUUUAUCUGUUGGGAGAGCAGCCAGAUGUGCUCUGCAGCAGGAUUAUUCACCAGCUGCACUCGCGUGUAUUCAAUCGGCCACUCAAAGCCGACGACCAGAUGUCAGAUAUCCAAACUGACGAGGAACCCGCCGCACCCACAAGCCAACCCGAUGCAACCGAUGCGACACACCUGGCUCAACUCGUCUUUGUUGUUGGACAUGUCGCUAUCAAGCAUAUUGUCUAUCUUGAGCUGGUCGAGCGCGAGGUCAAGCGUCAGAAAGACGAGUCAAACAAGGCCAAUGCCGGCAAAGCCGCUGACAAGGACGCAAACGACCUUGAAGCGGUGACGGGCAAUGCCGAAGACGACAUUGGCGACUUGGUGGCGAGCGUGCGAGAACGAGAGCUGCUUUAUGGCGAAGAUUCGUUGUUGGCGGUGUACGGCGGCAUGAUCGCGCAUAUCUGUUCUGCGCCCAAGGCCUUCAAGUCGCCAACACUCCGUGAAGCUGCCGUCUUAGCCAUGACCAAGCUAAUGUGCGUCAGCGCACAAUUUUGCGAGGCGCAUCUUCCUCUCUUGUUCAAGAUCUUGGAGACGAGCAAGGAUCCGAUCGUUCGAAGCAACAUCGUCAUUGCGCUUGGGGACAUUGCACUAUGUUUCAGUAAUAUGAUCGACGAGAACAGCGACCGCCUCUAUCAGGGAUUAGGCGACAAGGACUUAGUAGUCAAGAAGAACACCCUGAUGGUGUUGACUCAUCUGAUCUUGAACGGAAUGAUCAAGGUCAAGGGUCAGCUUGGCGAGAUGGCAAAAUGCACCGAGGACGAGGAGCCACGGGUUUCAGACCUUGCAAAGUUGUUCUUCGACGAGCUUUCGAAGAAGGACAAUUCGCUGUACAACAACCUGCAGGACAUCAUCAGCCACCUGUCGGUCGGUCAGCACGCCGUUGACGAGGAAAUGUUCGAGCGAAUCAUGAAGACCGUAUUUGGCUAUAUCGAAAAGGAAAAACAAGCCGAAAGUGUCAUCGAGAAGCUGUGUCAGCGAUUCCGAUUGGCCGACACGGAACGACAGUGGCGAGACAUCGCGUUCUGCCUGUCCCUCUUGCCCUUCAAGUCGGAUCGUUCAGUCAAAAAGUUGAUCGAGGGUCUGCCCUUCUAUCAAGAUAAGCUACACGAGGAAACAGUUUUCCGGCGCUUCAACGAGAUCCUGGUCAAAGCCCGAAGCAACAAGCUCAGCAGCAACAAGCCCGAGGCCGAGUUGAAGGAGUUUGAGAUGAUCCUCGCAGAACACAAGGCCAAGGGAGAGGAGGACAACGCGCUGGCCGCAAAUGCUGUGAAGAAGACGGCCAAGGCAGCACGUCGUCGGGCGAACAAGCCGAUACCAGGCUCGCCCGUAAAGAAGCGUCCCAUGCGACGCCGAGUGGUAGCUCAGACCGACGAGUCGGCCGAGGACGACGAUGAGAUUGACGAGUAAACUGAGCACUAAUGCCUGUAUGGCCCACUUUUGAUUUCGUUGUCACAUUAUAUUACACCUAGCGUUCGCAUUCGGC
This is a messenger RNA of Filobasidium floriforme, 4203 nucleotides long. RefSeq names its product putative mitotic chromosome condensation-related protein. The coding region runs from base 183 to 4127 and encodes 1314 amino acids. The transcript is spliced from 15 exons. Lineage: Eukaryota; Fungi; Basidiomycota; Tremellomycetes; Filobasidiales; Filobasidiaceae. Gene Ontology annotation, cellular component: nucleus; condensed chromosome, centromeric region. Gene Ontology annotation, molecular function: histone binding. Gene Ontology annotation, biological process: meiotic chromosome condensation; mitotic cell cycle; mitotic chromosome condensation. The record is from RefSeq and is a predicted model, not a curated record.